AAAACCUUUUCUAUUUAGAGAUCGAUGGCUCUCUCUGACUAGGGAAAAAACCCUACUCCACCAACUUUUCCACCGUCAUUCGCACUUUUUAACAAAAGUUUUCCUUCUCGAAACGGUUUUACUCCCGGUAAUCGAAAAAUUAGUCGGCACGAUCUCAACUCGAGUCUGCCUCGAACGGCCUCGGAACCGAAAGUGUGCACAUGUAGAAUUGAGAUAUGAAAUUCACUGAAAUUUCGCAUCUAUAAAAGUACUCACUCCAUGGUGUGGCUCUGUUGUAGUCACAUGCUUUUGUUUUUGCCCCUACCAGCCAGUAUCGGAGUAUCACAGUGUCGUCAGUAACAAAAAAGUAAUAAUUGUUACAUGCACUUUCACUUGAAGAUAUUUCAAAAUUUAAUAGCAACAAUUAGUUUUAGAAUAUAUGCUUUACAAGAGUACAAUGCAUUCAAAUAAAUCAAAAUUAUCCAAAAGUAUCUUGGAGAUGAAGUUUAUGAAACGGACUAAAGAGAAAGUAGAAAAGGAACAAUUUCAAGAAGAAGGCGAAGAAUAUUUCGGAAAUGAAUUGACAGAACGUAUGAAGAAAGUACUAGACAGAUUCAUCACUGAACCUAGUUAUGUCUUCUGUGAGAAAUUAAUUGAAGGUAGACUAAGUUUCCAAGGUAUGAAUCCUGAAAUAGAAAAACUAAUGGAAGCAGAACAGAACAAUAAAUGCACGUCAUUGGAUGUAAAAACAGAAACAGAUGUUUCAGAUGAACAAAUGACAGAACGCUAUAAAGGAUUCAACAAAAAUGUAAAACGUGAAUAUAAAUAUGAGAAACUUUUAGAAAAAAAUAAUGAUGAAUAUAAACCAAUACCAAAGAAACAAAAGUUUUUGAAACCUCAAGAUUAGUAUUAAAUGAAAAUUGUUUAUAUAUUUAUCCAAAAUGUACUACAAAUAGGCUAACUUAAUAUUUUUACAAUUUUAGAUAAUA
This is a messenger RNA of Hylaeus anthracinus, 968 nucleotides long. RefSeq names its product M-phase phosphoprotein 6 (gene Mpp6). The transcript has 3 exons. Bases 419 to 886 code for a protein of 155 amino acids. Lineage: Eukaryota; Metazoa; Arthropoda; Insecta; Hymenoptera; Colletidae. Gene Ontology annotation, biological process: maturation of 5.8S rRNA. The record is from RefSeq and is a predicted model, not a curated record.